This is a messenger RNA of Brassica rapa (field mustard), 1272 nucleotides long. Its product is annotated as trimethylguanosine synthase. The record is from RefSeq and is a predicted model, not a curated record. Gene Ontology annotation, biological process: 7-methylguanosine cap hypermethylation. Gene Ontology annotation, cellular component: nucleus. NCBI's taxonomy places the organism in Eukaryota, Viridiplantae, Streptophyta, Magnoliopsida, Brassicales, Brassicaceae. Gene Ontology annotation, molecular function: RNA cap trimethylguanosine synthase activity.
GGUAAACCCGGUUCAUGGAGCGAUUUAUCUAUUCGACUAUUCCUUUGCUCACCGGUUUAGUCUAUACGGGUGGAGAGAAUCAAGGUUUAAAGCCAAUAAUUUCCAAAUAAUAAAAAAGUCGAAUUUUUUCCGUUUUCCAGGAAUAUCGAACCCUGCAGCUCUUUCUUCUCUGACUGUCGGAGGGUUUUCUCACUUUUUUUUCCGGCAUUGAAACACGAGUUACACCAACUCGAAAUCGAUGGCCAGGAAACGAAAACGAUCGCUCUUGGAGCAAGGUAACAGUCGUCGCUGCUCAAUCCUGAUAAACUCACCGGCAGAGAAAGAAGAAAGUACGAGUCCUAAGCUCACCAAGUACUGGCUCCAACGUUACAACCUCUUCUCUCGAUACGACGAAGGUAUCGAGAUGGACGAAGAAGGAUGGUACUCUGUAACCCCCGAGGAAAUCGCAGUCAAACAAGCAGAGAGAUGCCGCGGGAAAGUGGUAAUCGAUUGUUUCUCAGGCGUUGGUGGCAACACAAUCCAAUUUGCUAAAGUAUGUUCUUCCGUAAUUGCUAUAGACAUUGAUCCUGUGAAGGUCGAAAUGGCUAUUAACAACGCAUUGGUUUAUGGGGUUGAUGACCGUGUUGAUUAUGUCGUUGGUGAUUUCAUUCACUUAGCUCCAUCUCUCAAAGGAGAUGUAUUGUUUCUUUCACCACCAUGGGGAGGACCAAUGUAUAACAAAGUUGAGACUUACACACUGGACAUGCUCCAACCAAAAGACGGGUACAAACUGUUUCAGAUUGCUCAAACCAUUACGCCUAACAUCAUAAUGUUUCUACCGCGAAAUGUCGAUUUAGCACAAUUGGAAGAACUUGCUUGGCUCUCCUCGCCUCCUCUAACUCUUGAGAUAGAAGAAAACUGUGUUGGAGGAAGAAUUAAAGGCAUAACGGCUUAUUUUAGUUGCUGUGCGGUUUAGUUGAGGAAGUUAGGACUAUUAUUGCAUCAAAUGACUAUCUAUCUUUAUGCAUCAAGCGGUAGAGGAGUUGCUCAUUCAUCAUAUGUUUUUGCAACCUUGUAAUUUUUUGGAGAGAGUUUUUUUUGUUUGUUUGUAUAAUCCUGAUUUAUAUUUCUAAGGAUACAUAACUCUAAUUCUAUCUUAACAUUUUUAGCAGGUGAAGGCAAAAAAAGUGAUUAGUCCAUAUAAGUUGCCUAGUCUCUUUGAACGAGAUUAGUACAAUUAUUAUUUUGUGGUUGUUUCUGUUUAGCUUUGUAUAAUAAAAUACAUUUUGGUUA